Molecule: messenger RNA, 23387 nt
Organism: Spirometra erinaceieuropaei
Lineage: Eukaryota; Metazoa; Platyhelminthes; Cestoda; Diphyllobothriidea; Diphyllobothriidae
Source: the annotation of a GenBank genome assembly
AUGACGGACCCCGCGAAGGAGAAAGAUCCCGAGGGGAAAGAAAACUUACCAGAUUCGGAUGAACAAAGCGAGAAACUGAGCGUGCGAACCCUGAGUGAAAGCAAACUGGACAGUGGCACUCUGUGGCCCAACAAACAUGCACAGGAGGACGGCCUACAGGAGGGCACACUUUCUUCCCUCAGCUAUAACCAAUCAAUCGACUUGAGCAGCCAUCCACUGGAGAGCCCACCACCCAUGGUGUACUUAAAAGGAACCGAAUCCUUGAAAGAACUCAACAAUUUAAGCCAGUACUGUGACGCCAGGGGGGAUCAACCCAGCACCCUGAAGAAGUUACUUUCAGAGGCUCGUGAGAAACCAGAAUAUGACUCGACAGGUACGCUGAAGAACCAACAUGACGAGGGGAAUCACGGUCAACCCAGUGUUUUGACCUCCAAACUACGAGACAGCCAAUCCCGUGAGGAGCCAGGCGACUUAAACUCAGCCCCCAAGGAGACAAUGGAGAACAACAGCCGACUGAUUGAACUUGCCAAAUGUAAUUUUGUGUCUUUUCCUGUGAAGUGACCCCCCCCCUCCCUCCUUCUAGCGUAUCAACACCGCAGCAGCGAGGAGCAUGAAAAAAUUAUGCGGUCAGCUCUGCAGCAGAUCAACAGCCUUUUCCAGAAUAACUCCUUCUGCUCCCUGGACUCCGUCCUCACGGAGGCCGCAGCCGAGGUCCAGUCUCGCCUAAAGGUUGGUUUCCAAAAUUCGAUCAAAAGAAGGCGAAGCUUGCUUGUAUAGAAGUCGUUCCCACGACGUUGUGGAAACGCAGGACUAAUACACUUUUCCAGAGAAACUAGGCAAGGGCAGUUCAGCAGUCGGUCAACCUGCUUCCUUACAACGUUGCUUAGUAACACGUGUAGUUUAGCAUUUACCUCUGACCGAUACGCUUCUGAGAGGCGGAAACUAUCUUUGCUGUGAACAGACUAAAUUUGGAAUGUGAAAAGCUUCAUAAGUUCCGAUUAUUUCUCGUAGUGCCGGCAUGAUGCCACUUAACAGAGAGCAUGGCAAGUCAAUUCAUAUUUGCAUACUACUGACUACUUGACGACUGAAUGUGAAUAUUACGUACUUGUUCCUCUGUAGUUGAUGAAAAACUUAUGUCAACUUUCAGAUCGAGCCCAAGUUGACGUGACUUGCAGACUUUCCUUCAAGUUAUCGUAAUAGAUCCUAAGAAAAUAAGAAAGCUUAGCUUCGCAAUACUUUGCCCGAAAAACCUAAGGAAGGUCACACAGUAAAUACUGGCCGUUGAAAAGGUACUAAACGCCUUUACGAAGACCUUUUCACCUAGAAAGGAACGCUGCCUUUUGUGCAUGAUCCGUACGUUUGCCGAAUAGCAAGGCGAACAGUCUGGAAACUUUAUGCGGAAAAAUUUAUUUUAUCCACAAAGAACUUCACUCCCUUUUAGAUAAAUAUUUUGGCCUGCUUGUCUUUCAUUAUAUAAAGGGCGAUCUCAUUGGGUAGGGUUAUAUUGUCCUGGCGUUUAGACAUCGGAUAAACUUCCAUCCUCAGAGCUGAAUGUCACAGUACUUUCAUCGGUUGCUUCGUUCCAGAUAAUUUGACCUGUCUCCAAUUCAUAUAUAUAUAGACAGAAUGGUAUUACCGGCAAAGACAAGGGAGACUGGAAUGGCCACUUCUGGCUUAUUAGCCGUCGUCAGCCAGUUAUGCUCAAUCCCGAAGUGUGGAACACCCGAGACUCGAACUCGCGACCUGUUAGUUAGAAGUCCACGCCUCUAACAACUAGGCCAGGAACCCGUUGCCCUGUCGGUUUCGAUCGGGAAUAUACAAUCGUAGGGUGGCGCUCACCGAUCAUUCUUGCGGAACUCACUCGUUCCGUUGUGCCCUACGGGCUCUCUCUAGAUCGCAACCAGCAACCACACAGCUGCACCUGAUAUAGGCAGAAUUGUAUUACCGACAAAGACAAGGAAGACUGGAAUGGCCAUUUCUGGCCUAUUGGCUGUCGUCAGCCAGUCAUAUCCAACUCCGGCAAUACCAUUCUGCCUAUAUCAUGCGUCCCAGAUGUUCCACACCUCGGGGUUGGGCAUGACUGGCUGACGACGGCUAAUAAGCCAGGAUUGGCCAUCCCAGUCUCUUUUGUCUUUGUCGGUAAUAACAUUGCCUAUAUCAUGGGCCGCUGUGCGGCUGCUGUUUGGGCUCGAGAGAGAGCCCGUAAUGCAAAACGGAACGAGUUUCUUAAGAACGAUCAGAGAGCGUCCCCUACCGUUAUAUUUGUACAUAUAUAUGGGUCCUUAGAAAUUUAUGCAUACUGUUAUUCAAAGUUUUAGUGAUACGUCUAUGCCAAUUCACGUUUUUAGCGAACCCUGAGAAACGAGUUCUCGGGUGUCUUGUGUUAUAAUCCUUGAAAUUCAACCAUUCACUGAUCUGGCCUUAUUUUGAGCUAGAACUGAGAUGGGAUUUAGAAGAAUAAAGUGAGCUCGAAAGAACAUAUGGAUUUUAUCGAAAUCUCCUUUUAAAGGGAGUGAUAGUGACAACAUUUAUAGGCCAAAUAUAAUGCUUUUCUUUGUUUAAGGCCUCAACGUUGACAGUCCACGGAAAUGAUGUUUUAUCUCUGACUUCAGAAUGAAUAUCAACGGCUGCGCGGAGAGAUGCAGGGAUCAAUCUCGCGCAUAGUGGCGUUCGAACUGCAAAAGUAUGCUCUUGUAUAUUGUUUUCUCUGAUUACCCAUCUAGAGCCAGUUGUUCCCUGGAAACGAUGAUUUAUCAACUGGAAAGCAUGCGGGAUCUGGCUCGAGAUUAUGAGAAAAAGUUGGCAAAGAAGGACAGGACCAUCAGUGAGUUGUCCUCGGAGAUAUCCGAAGUUAAACUGACUUUCGGCCAGCAGCGCGAUAUCGACAACAAGGCGCGCAAGGUACUGCCAGGCAACUACUCUUUUAUUUUCUACAAAUGACAUAUGAUUUUUCUGUAAGACCACUUCACCGGUCCUACUGUUAAACAUUUUGACAGAUCUCAGUCCGAUGCACGUUUACUUAAUCUUUUUUGACCCGAAAUGUACUAAAAUGCAGUCGUCCUAAAUAUUUUUGUUAAGUCGCGGUACAGUUUGAAGUUUUAAGGGAUAACUUGGCUUUGGAGCAAUUAAACUGCGCUUUAGUGGAAGGUAACUUUCGAGGUACCUUCAAGGGGGAAUGUAUUUCAUGGUAGGAGGGCGCUCACCAAUCGUGUCAUGGAACUCACUCGUCCUGUUGUGCCUUAGGGCACUCUCUCGAGCCCAACCAGAAGCCACACAACAGCGCGUAAUAUGGACAGACUGUUAUUAUCGACAAAGAAAAGGGAGACUGGGAUGGCCAUUUCUGACUUAGUAUUUGUAAUCAGACGGUCAUAACCAAUUCCGAGGUGUGGACAUCUGGAGCUCGAUCCCGAAAUCUGUUGAUUAGAAGUCCAACGCUUCUAACUCCGCUGUAUCUUACGAUGCCCCUUCCUCAUCUACGCCGUCGUCCAGACAUCACUGCUGCCUGUCAGGAAUGGCGUUUCUCGUGCGAAUCGUUUUGCUUCGUUAGAUGAUUUUCCAGUUGUCUUAUUUGCCUCCCAAUGGCUUGAAAAUAUAAAAUAAUACGUCCCACCAUCAGCCGAUACUGCUGGAGUUCAAAUAAUGAGAGUGUUCCCAUUAAGUUCCUCUUUGUGGAAAGAUGACUAUUUCUCCUGAUAAGUCGACUUGGCAUAUCCAGCCAAUUAAAAAUCGCCACGGGGAAGGGUUGGCUGCUUGUCAUCGAAGAAUGCACAUUAAGCUGAUAACGAUUAUCCGUGGCAGGUACUCAGUUCCCACGGCCUGUUAGUCACUAAAUGUGCAACCACCGAUUUUGCAUUUAACUAUUCCCUAGUCGCCUGCCUCUGGUUGUUUGUCUAAUGUAUGUUAAUCUCCGGGCAAAGAAGUUUCUCUCAUUUCAGGGUUGCAUCCGCGCUUUUUGGUUGAUUCCGAACCGUUUUUCUAUCAGCCUCCUGUUAAAGUUAUUGUUGAAUCUAAAUUUUCAUGUGGAUUCUUAAUUUUUGUUCUGCUGUGCAAAUGACUUAUAGCUAAUUCUCCGGUCUUUGAUAGUAAUGUUAACACUGUUCGCACAUUGAUCCACAUGACGAACAUUUUCAUCAGAAUGGUUUGAUACCAGGGAGACUGGCGGUCAUCUGAAGGAGUAGAGAGUGGGAUGGAUAUUGCGCUAGUCUACUAUCACUAUAAACUAAAUCCCUCGCAAGUCACCGUCCCUACUCGCACCCUGAUAUGAAGCAGACUAUGAAUAUCGUCAAAAAUGAAAGUCAAAAUGUUGAUGGCGUAUCUCAUGAAAUACUGACCGACAGACUUAAAUAGCUUAACGCUGAUGCACUGGCAGAUCAGGCUGAAAAAAAGUGGGGAAUCGGUAAACUUUUUUAAAACCUAAAUAUGAACUUUCUUUGGGCAUAAAAUAUGAAGACAAUAUGAUUUCUUACCAAAUGAGCAAAAUAAUGCAUAUUUAUGUGAAAGUUCUCUAUAAAAUAUAUUUGAACUUAUAAGACCAUCGAAAAUCAAUAGGAAAAAUACAUGUUACCUAAGUAGUCUUCUUUACCGAGUGUGGUUUCUGCAGGAAUUCAAAAAAGGAGUGCAUUCGACAGUCGACAUACGGACGAGUCUGAAAUGUUAUAGGGUUAUGCUGCAUGAUAAUCCGUAUAACAACCCCACUUAAGUAAUCCUUCCUAAUCGGAAAAGCAUUCCGGAAUUCUGGCCAAAAUUUCAUCAGAGUGGUCACGCACUGUAAUAUGCUUGAAAUUAUCGUCUUGAGGGGCAGCGUGACCCUACCUUUGAUUGAUUUGGAUGCCUGGGCUGACAAAGCAUUUUAUCUCACAUAAAAAUUAAGAUAAUCAUCACUCUUAUCAAGAUAGACACAUUGUGUUUCAUAUGCUCUCACUAUAUUCAGCGACUGCCUUUUUUGUAGAAAUUUUGUACGCAAAUGGCACUUAACCACGCUAAACGACGACUCGUGCUGCGAGCCUGGACUUGCUGGAAGAGGGCCAUUGAGGCUUCGUGGAAGGAUCGGGUGUAUCGGCGUCUGGUGGAUCAAGCUAAUGAAGUCUGCGUUAAUCUGAGACGAGAACAUGCGCGCAUUGUUGCUGAGGUGGGUCGGAAAAAAUGUGUUUGUUUACAGCACGGCCUAAGCGACCGCCGUCGCAGGGAUAUGCCCUGCAUAGAUAAUGAGAUUUUCGGCACAUUACUGACGUUUCUUUUAGGAUAUCACUUGCUCAUUGCAGCUUUAUAAAUUAUCUAACAACUAAAUUAUAUGAACUUACGGUAAGGUGACUAAAACUAGACGUACUUCGGUUAACGUGGCAAUUUGUGGGGGCGUCCUAAAUUUUAAAAUAAACACGGGUGUUGAGCCUAUCUAAUGCCUGAAAAUCCUCCUGUUAAUCCUCUAUGGGUUUCCGUCCGUUGCUAGUGUUGGCAGCUUUUCCAAAAUAUUUUUUGCGCACUUCGCUACUAACAGCUGAAGGUAAAAAUGUCCACCCAGGAUGCUACUGUGCAAUUUAAGAUCUUCAUGAUAUUUUAGAUCAGUAGUUCACGGUCCUGAUAGGAUUUACUUAGCAUUGCUGGCAAAUCAAAUUCUCAAUUUGCAGCUUGAUUUUAAUAACCAACGCAUUUUCCGUCCGGUUUUAUUGAUACCGGAAGUGGACGCUUUAAGACUCAAAAAUGAGCUUUUUAUCUAAACAGCCUUCGGGUUUAUUUGACUUGCCUUGAGGCCGAUUGGUUGUCCGACGAUGACUCACGUCCCGUAAGCAUUAUUUUUCAAAUGAAUCCCACUUGCUUGGAGACAAACAACUGGGAACGGAACGCCUAACUGCCUUCCUGGGCAAAUGAAUUUUUAAAAAAUUAGAGAAUACCUAAACCCUUCGGGUAAGUGCGUAAUCAUGCAGAAAACGUGGGACUCCGUAGCACCGAAAUGCAAAUUAGAACAUCCUGUUCGAUUAUUAUCCAGUUAUUUUAAUUUUUUAUUUACGAUGGAUGAUACUAAAGGGAAUGUAAUUCUGUUCAAACAAAUAAAAUGUUUCAGAAGACAAGCUGGCGGGCAUAAAGGUGCUUUCGAUAAAUUCUUGUGGAGCUAUUUCAUUAAUAUGAAAACUAAGCCCCCCACAUGCCCCAGCCACAGAAUAACUUCUGCUUCCCCGCAUUUGCCUUUUAAUCAUCUCGAUAGCAAUAUAAAUGUAUAGACCUGCUGAGAAUUUAUCGAAAGCUUACUUAUGCUCGUUCUUUUGAAUAUGAGAACAGUGUAAAAGUUGAAGCAUUUGAGCGAUAAGAGGCAUCGACUAAGGUUCCUAUUUUCCUGAGAGUGCAGGAAGGAAUAGGAGAUAGACGAAGGGGAGUGUUAAGUAGAGUCGCGCUAGGAAAAGUGCAUGCAACUAACCGGCUUUUGGCCAUGGCAAGCAUGAAGCUUGCAAUAGGUUAUUCUGUGCGCACUGGACCGGCUUUCGUAGCCCGAUGACAGCUGCCUCUGUUGUUGCUAGUAAACGCUGACCCAGUGACUUAUGGUAGUUCAAUGGGACCUCAUAACUCACAUGGAGGGCUACGUUGGGACCCACACAAUUCCUGGAAUCAACAAUGUGUCCGAAAAUGCGUUAUUUAUACGCUUAAUUUCGUUUUUGGACCAAAUUUUUCAGUAUCCCCCUAAACAGGCGACAGCUGGUGCAAGCCAUAUGACCUGCUUCACAGAAACAUGUAAGGUGCCAAAUGCAAAUGGAGAUGGUCUAAGUUGUCAACUUAUCCCCACCUGCUCCGUGUUAAACAGGGUUAGUCGAGAAUAAUGCCCGAAAUUUUGCUGCUGGUCAAUGCGUCUCAAGGUAGAGUGGCGUUCACUGAUAGUUUCUACGGAAUUUACUCGUCCCGUUGUGCUUUACGGGCUCUCUCUAUCUCUCGAGCCCAACCAGCAGCCGCACAGCAGCGCAGGGUAUAGGCAGAAUGGUAUUGCCGACAAACUAGUCUCCCUUGACUUUGUCGGUAAUAACAUUACAGUGUCAUGUUGAAAAAGAACAUAGUUUUCUUCUUAAUGGGUUUUGCCCGUCUAUCUAUAAUAUCCUCUGCAAUAGAUCUGUCAAGGUAGCCGUUCUCGCGAAGUCGGUCCAAGGUAUUUCAAGGCUAUCUGACGAUGCUAUCGAUCAAACAGAUGUUUCUGGCCAUUUGCGCCAAACAAUAGACUAAAUUGCAUUUUCGUUGAAGGGGUACGAAACUUGUGAAGUUCGAUUAUGUUCCAGACCAAGUUUUCUUUCAAUAGACGCUUCUUUGAACGCUACCAUUAACUUGGAAUACUGUCAGUGCUGCACGAUGUUAAGUUAUACAACCCUUCUUACUUCAUCUUUUCGAAACGAAAACGCAUUUAGCAAUUCCGGUUGACAUUUCAUGAAUUAGCCAACCUACUCUAAUCCUUGCCUAGGUCUGUUUUAAAACACGAAGUGUUAUAGAGUCCACAUGUAGGAUCCUAUGCGGAAGACGGUACACUGGCCGGAAGCCAGAGCCAGGUUUUGGCUUUACUGUCCAUCAGUGCGCAGAAGCAGCUUUGUUUGCGAUAGUUUUUGUCUGAAGCAUUUUUUCCCGGGUAUGAAUUGAAAACAAGCAUGUACAGCAGAAUUUAUUGGGACCAAUAAAUUUCGUGACGGCUUUUCAACUGCAGCCCGUCUCUGCAUAGCAUAGGUAACGAAUGAAAGCGCACAGCAGUAUGAAUUUGUACAGAAUGGCAGUGCAUAAGAGCAAGGUCAAAGUUCAAAACAAUCAAUAAUCAGAUAAGACGUCCACGUAAGCAUCAAAAAGGAAAAAGGGAGACGAAAUGUUAACAACAAAUCACAGUCAGGGGAAAAUAGAGGCGUGAGAUUACCAGGGCAAUUGCAGAUUGAUCAUGUGAUCUAACUGCUUGCACAGGUCUGGUUUCUCCCUCCGUAUGUAGGCUGCUUCCAAAUAACGCAAGGUUCGAGUUGUACGUGCUCGGACAAGUAAUCGAAAGGACGCUUUAGGAUCGACAACAUGACCGCUAUCUAACAGGUGUUUCGUUAUAGACGAACGGGGGGUUCUAUUUUCCUGUUUGAAAAGCCAAUUAGGCAAAUGCUCAGCGGCCCUGGUUGCCAAUUGCCUUUGCGUACGCCCAAUGUACUUACAUCCGCAAGUGCAUGUGAAUUCAUACACACAAUUGGGGGUGGCGUGCAUUGGCAAGGCAUCCUUUGCCCGGUUAGUUGGAAGGCUUUUUGUGGAACUGAUGAAGAUAAGCUCUGGUGCGUUGUACGUUCUUUCUAUAGUGCAACGCAAGCGUCGCUUGAUUGUGUUUGAGACGUUGUCACCCUUAAAAGGUAGACAUACUAUAACCGAGUCUUCGGAACGGACUGUUCCGUCAACUUUGGCCGUAAAUGGUUGCUGUACUUCUCAAUGAAGCGUGCAGGAUAACCACGAUUACGUAAGACUUCUUUGAUACGGGCAGUUUCUGUGUCUAUGGUCUCCCUGGAGCAAAUAUUUCUCGCUCUUUGAAAAAGAGUAUGUACUAGAUUACGUUUCCAUUGUAUUGGCGCAAAGCUUUUAAAAUGUAAGUAUUGCCCUUUCCACGUAAUCUUGUGGAAGACGGAGCGUCUUAUUGAACCAUCAUCCUCUCUAAACAUGAGGACGUCCAGGAAGGGUAACUUGUUAAACUGCUCCAUUUCCAUCGUAAAUUUGAUUUUAGGAUGCAGAUUAUUCAUCAGGCAAAGUAGGUCGGAGGCGUCUUCCCUGUUAUCAACAAUCGUGAAUAUAUCGUCCACGUAUCUCCUGUAUAAUGUUGUCAUGUUUAAUUCUGAGGAUCACGUGAUCAAUCUGCAACUGCCCUGGUAAUCUCACGCCUCUAUUUUUCCCCUGACUGUGAAUUGUUGUUAACAUUUCGUCUCCCUUUUUCCUUUUUGAUGCUUAUGUGGACGUGUUAUCUGAUUAUUGAUUGUUUUGAACUUUUACCUUGCUCUUAUGCACUGCCAUUCUGUACAAAUUCAUACUGCUGUGCGCUUUCAUUCGUUACCUAUGUUAUGCAGAGACGGGCUGCAGUUGAAAAGCCGUCACGAAAUUUAUUGGCCCCAGUAAAUUCUGCUGUACAUGCUUGUUUUCAACAGUUCUUGUCAACGCCAGCGGCAAUCCUUCCACUAGUCCAAGUUAACUAACACGGCUUUAUCUGAUCUAUCAGCUGGAGGAGAGACUGCGACUCAGCGAAGCCAAGCUGAUCGAAGCAGACCGUCAACAGCACGAGUCACACAUGGCCAUGAAGUCGGCCCUCAUGCGCGGCGUCUGCGCCCUCAACAAGGAAACCAACGAACUCAUUUUCAGCUGCAUGCAAAAUUCUGUACUCUAUCAAAAUGACUACCUAAGUAGCAUGAAUUAUUCUCAUUGAUUUUCGAUGUUCUUAAAGAUUCAAUUAUAUUUCAUGGGAAACAGAUAUAAAAAUAUUCAUUCUUUUACUCAUUCGGUGUACACUUACGUCUUCUUUCAAUUUUGUACUCGAAGGAAGGGUAUGGUCCAGUUUCCAAAAACUUUUGUAAUUCCCGAAUAAUUUUUAACUCGGCCUGCUGUUAUACUCGCAUUCAGGGUUCCCAAACAACAAACCGCAUACUUUCCACGUACGAAAAACCAUACAUUUCUCUAUGGUAUUAGAAGGUGACUAUAUAGGGUUCAUAAAAGUUAGCAGUGGAUUUGAGGUAUACUGUUAACUUUAAAAGUCACCUUGGUAAGUGCAGAGACAUGACAUUUUAUGAAGGGCCAUUUCACGGCAUUAAAAAAUCCCACAGUAAUAAACUUUUUUAAACCAAAUUAUAUCGCUCCUUUAAGUAUAAAAUUGGAAGAAGACAUGAUUUUCUACCGUCGAGUAAAAGAACGAAUAUUACUAUGCAUGCUUUGCAUUGAUAUAUCAUCGAAUUUACAAGGGCCUUGAAAAUCAAUGAGAAAAGUGCAUGCUACUUAAGCGGUCAUUUUUUACAGAGUAAAGUUUUUGCAUACAGCCGAAAAGAAUUUCGUUCGACAUUCGCAUCCUGAGGUAACUGAGUUAUAGAAUUACGCGGCACGAUGAUUAGUUUUACAACUCUACUUAAUUCAUCUUUUCGAAACGAAAACGCAUUUCGUAAUUUCGAUUGACCUUUCAUGAGUUAGUCAAACUACUGUAAUCCUUGCCUAAGUCUGUUUUAAAGUUUACCUGUAGGAUCCCAUGCGGAAGACGGUACAUUGGCCGGAAGCCAGAGCCAGUUUUUGGCUUUACUGUCCAUCAGUGCGCAGAAGCAGCUUUGUUUGCGAUAGUUCUUUUUAACGCCAGCAGCAAUCCUUCCACUAGUCCAAAUUAACUAACCCGCCCUUAAUCUGCCCUGCCAGCUGGAGGAGAGACUGCGACUCAGCGAAGCUAAGCUGAUCGAAGCAGACCGUCAACAGCACGAGUCACACAUGGCCAUGAAGUCGGCCCUAAUGCGCGGCGUCUGCGCCCUCAACAUGGAGACCAUGUCUGUCCUCCAGCCGGACACUGAGAACCUGCCUGUCGGCUAUCCGGAGACGGCGGCGGCAGCGACAGCGGCCGCGGUGACGACGACGGCGACGGCGACGCCGACACUGCUGCGCAGCCUCGAUGUCAGUCAGGAGGAACUUCUGCGUCCUCAACCGCGUCCAGUCAAGGACAACGGACACAAUGAGAUUGCGCUGGGGUUGCCCAGGACAACGAACUGCUUCGCCAGCACCGGUAGGUUCUUUUAAGUUGCCGCACAAUUCUCCCUCAGAUAAACCGGGGACUUCGACCAAUCUUAUUGGGUUGUCGCAUAAGUUUGUGCGCUUUUCAGUUAUUAAACAAUUUCAUCAUGUUCGAUUUAUUUGUAUUAUAUGUCCUUUUGUUCAUCCAGCCAAGCGUUAGUAGAAUGUGUGGCAACGGUAUAGAGAGCGACCCCAUUAAACUGUCAGUAGACUGUGGAUCGUGCCAUACGUGAUUUAUGGUAAAGGGAGUUUUAUGGGCGGGGCAUUUCGCUAGACAGUAAGCUGACAAAAUGAAAGAAAACACAAUUGCCUCGAUCUAUGCCGAAAGUCUUAUUCUGCGCUAUUGUACGACGACGAAAAUGAGAGUAAUAAUUAAACAAUAAACAAAAAUAAAUUUCACAAAAUAACGGAUUUUGAGUUAUGGUGUAUGAGAUCGUGGGAAGUUAUUGUUGCUGGCAAUGUAAUUUCGCAAUAGCCCUCAAAUGCCUGCCAAGAAAAAACCCCAUAUGACACGAUCCGCAGUCUACUGACAGUUAAGUGUGGUCCUUCUCCAUACCGUUGCCGAAUUUGCUUAUAGUUUUUAAUUUUAAUUAACCUACGGUUAUCUGAAGCUUCAGGUCGACAAAAAUGAACAUUUCAGAUAUCAUUUAGUUUAAUUCAGUAGAAAAGUGAAAGCAUUAGAGGCCCUCAGAAACGUCAGUGCUGUUUGCGGUGGAGGUUCUACUGUUAAAAGAACACCUCAGAAUUGGUUUUCCAGUUUCACAGAAGAUGCGUUUGGUACGACAGACGUAUCGCCAUCUGCAAGGAAGUCGCUGUUCGAUGGGGAUGGCCUUAAUGCGCAUAUCCACGCAGAUACGUCAGACAAUUAAAGAGACUACUAGAAAGUCUGGAUGCGAAAUAUCAAUAAUCUCUCUCUCUCUCUCUCGGUAUCUUUUAGUGACAAAAACAAGCCUCAGCGCGCAAAUAUUUGCGUCUCAUUAUUAGCCACACAUCGCCUAGUCCGUGAAUUAUGUGAAAUGUGUGAAACAUAUUUUUACUGAAGAUGAAAAUUUGGGCUUGCAUAUGAAUAGAAAAUAAAAGAAAGAGUGGUCAAGCUCCUACAAGCCAGUAAACCCUCAAACCAAACCUCCACAGCAGACGAUUUUGGUACGACGGACGCAUUGCAAUCUGGACGGAAAGCAGUAUUCGAUGGGGAUCUCCCUAAUGCGUUAAUCCAUGCAGAUCUGUCAAACUAUCAGGGACGACUGCAUGCGAAAAAUCAAUAAUCUCUCUCUCUAUCGAUAUCGCUGAAAGUGGAAAACAAGCUUCAGCGCGCAAAUGUUUGCGUCCCAUUAUUAGCCCCAAAACACACAAAUCGUCCAAAUGCUAUCAUUUUGCAGCAUGACAAGGCCAGGUCUCACGCCGCAAAAUUUCCUUUAAUGCCGCUAGAGAGCUUGGCUGGGAGGUUUUUUCACGUCCGCCAUAUUUUAUUGAGUUUGCUCCGUCGGAUUACCAUCUUUUUCGGCCACUCAAGGACAAUUUGACCGUAGUAUCCUUCAGUAACGAUAUGAAUCUUAAAAAUUGGAUAAACGACUUCUUUGCGUCAAACUCCGCAAAUUCCUGCAAGUGCGGGAUAAAUAAAACCGCCUGGACGUUGGGUGAAGGUUGAGAACAACGAAGGGGAAUGCAUAAUUGAUUAAAUCUGCGAAUGAUGUACAAUAAUAUUAUAAAAUUUUGAAUAAUUAGAAAGCGCACGAACUUAUGAAACAACCCAAUAUUUUACAUCUCCCUCCCCGGCCCUUGUCUUACUUCAUUACAGUUUGAUAGUCUCAAACAGUGACGUCCACCGUCUGACCCAGGGCGUGGUGGGCGCAAGAUUGUGAUCUGGGUUUUACGUAGAUGUUUUGGCAGAUUUUGAAUAAUUCAUAUUGACCCAACUGUGAAAAACUCGGCGCCUCGGUGCGAUUCGAACCCACGCAGAAAGGGGAAGGCUCUAGUACAGCCAACGCUCUAACCACUUGAGCUCCGAGGCCCCGUCGGACGACGCGAGUUUAAUCAUAUUUGGGUCAAGUUACCCGCCCAACCUACUGCAACGUCUGGAAUCCACCAAAUAUGAUACAGUAAUUUGACUGUCCAGGCAGGAUUUCCUAAGUAAUUCAUUUGGAAUCCACCAGAUGACUACCAGGCUCACGUAAUUGAUCGAUGUUUUGGCAGAUUUUGAAUAAUUCAUAUUGACCCAGCUGUGAAACACUCGUCGCCUCGGCGGGGUUCGGACCCAAUAUGAAUGAGCCUGGUGGAUUGUAGGCUAGUUAAGUUGGAAAUCCUGCUUGGGCAGUCAACUUACUGUAUCCCAUUUGCUGGAUUCCAGGUGUUGCAGUAGGUUGGGAGGGGGGGCAAAUUUGACCCCAAUGUGAUUAAACUCUCGUCGUCCGGCGGGGCUUCGUAGCUCAAGUGGUUAGAGCGUUAGCUGUACUGAAGCAUUCCCCUUACUGCGUGGGUUCGAAUCUCACCGAGGAGCCGAGUUUUUCACAGUUGUGCCAGUAUGAAUCUGAGUUUUAGUUUAUAGGGCUAGAAGACUUUUGCGGCAUCUACUUCGUCCUCUCCUAACUUACCCAUUUACCUCCGCUGAUGAGACAAUAUCAAAACUAUCGGAGUUUAGCUGGGACGCAAAACUAAACAGCCUGUCCACACGUUUGGCACGCGGUUUGGUCGCCGGACCAUUAUCAGGUUCUUGUGAGGACUUCUCGGAUCUCAUUAAGGGCAUACUGAGAAAGAGCCAUUGUAGACCAAGUUUCAGUCCUGAGGGAAGGAUUGAGUUAUCCCGUCAGUCGGCCACUUUCGAAGCUACAGGUGAUAGCGCGCCUGUACCAGAUUCCUGCGCGUCAGAAUAAUUAUAGUAAGAAAUACGUUGAUUUGCCGUUGGGGUGGAUGCUCCAGUGACGGACACGCCUAUUCUUCCUUCUCCUAUGCAUCAGUGGCUUGUCUGAGUCCGUCAGAAAAAUGGUGAUGGAACUAGGCACAGUGCCUGACGCAAUCUGGAGUUCUACGUUUAGGGCGUACCACGGGUGCAUAAGCUUGGGCCAAACCUGCGCGGGACGAUUAACGUGUGCUGCGAGCCAAUUUACUUCUGCUCUGGUCCGACGCAUCUAUAGCAUAGCCCUCCGGCGUUUUUAGGGUCUAGAAAAUAUGCACUUCGCGUGCGAAUCAAUGUCAACAGGUUAACUAAGAUAAAGGAGAGAAGAGUCUCUCGGUAACUGCUCUAAUCCUGUGGAUGAAUCGUAUUUACCUAGUCAAAUCAUGAGUAGAAACGUUUGGCCGACCUCCGGCUGGAUGAUAAUGCGUUUAGAUUGUUAUGGCGGUAUUUUUCACUCAUUAACUGGCGGCUAGGCAUGCGUGAUUCAUUUGUUCAUUUGUCCUGGGUGCUAGGCGAUGAGCGCCUUACAACACACCAUGCUAUAGAUGCGCUGGAUCAGAACAGAAUUAAACUGGUUCGCGCAGAGUUCGCUGAAGCCCAUUCGCACGUGGUACGCCUUAGAAAUGAAAAGUUAGCCAAAAGUCAGAAAUUUGUUUUCGAUUUGGAGAGAUUACUUAGGUGGCGUUAUAAUAUUAACUAUCAAGUGGCACUAUCUCAUGAUAUUUUAGACUAGCCAGGGUGUAUGCUUUUGAGUGCAUUUCUUUUUGACCUUCUGCGGAAACCACACUCAGUAAAAAAAGGCUGCUUAACUAGUAUGCAAUUUUCAUGUAGAUUUGCUAUGUGCUUGUAAAUGCAAAUGUGGUUUAUAGAAAGCACGCACAGAAAUCCGCUUUGCUCCAUUCAGUUGGCGGUGAAUCCCGUCUUUCUUACAUUUUGUGCUCGAAUAAAGAGUGUAUUUAGGUUUUAGAAAAGUUAACACUUAUGAGAUUUGUUAAGACCGUGCAAAGUCCAUUCGUGCAGCAUCGCACCUGUUCGUCUAUUUUAUAGAACUAUGCAAUUUCUGUUUAAGUAUACAACAUACGCCGCACCCAUUGCAAAAUUUUGUAAACUCUACAUAGUACCUUCCUAAAGGCAUCGAUUUUCUCUACACAGAAAGUAUACACUAUGUGGACUGAAGUCGCCAAACGCUCACGUAACGACUGAUCUGGCUCAAAAUCAUUCGAGAAUCAGAAGACUUUUCCAAAACCUAAAUAUACUCUUUAUUCGAGCACAAAAUGCAAAUAAGACGGCACUUACCACCAAUUGAAUAGAGGAAAGCGGAUUACUGUGCGUGUUUUCUAUACAAUAUUCUCAAAUUUUCAAUGACAUCGCAAAUCAACAUGAAAAAUGCAUACUAGUUAAGUAAUUAUUUUUUAUUAAGUGCGAUUCUUACACGUGAUCGAAAAGAGGUGAAUUCAAAAUCAAACACCCUGGCGAGUCUAAAUGUCCUGAGAUUGUGCUGUUCAAUAAUUACUAUUAUAACCCCACCUAAGCAAUCCUUCCAAAUCAAAAAAGAAUUACAGAAUUUCGGCUAACAUUUCAUUUCUUAGGCGUACCACGCGCGCAUGGGCUUCAGCGACCUCUGCGCGGGCCAAUUUUACGCGUGAUGUGGGCCAAUCUAAUUUCGUUCUGGUCCAGCGCAUCAUAUGGCAUUAUCUGCUGUAAGGCACCCAUCGCCUAACACCAAAGACUAAUGAACAAACGAAUCACGCAUGUUUAGACGUCAGUUAGUGGGUGAAGACUACCGCCAUAACAAUCUAAACGCACUAUCAUCACGCCGGAGGUCGACUAAACGUUUCUGUUCAUGAUUCGGUCGGGCAAAUACGAUUCAUCAAGAGGAAUAGAGCAUUCGCUUCGAGUCUCUUUUACCCUUUAUCUGAGUUAACGUGUUGACAUUGGUUUGCGUGCGAAUUAAUCGGAUGCAUAUUUCCUAGAUCCUAAAAACGCCGGAAAGCUGCAGUUGUUCUAGCUGACCAAAAACUGUUUCACCGAGAGAGGAAUCCGGGUAUCUGAGUCAGCAUUCUACUUUUAGAAACAGUCACAUUUGACUGCGGCCUUUACCUUUUUGUGCGGACGGUCGAAAAACCUUAAGGGGCGUUACCCGAGGUCUUGAAUUUUUCAUUUAAAUUUUUCUAAACGUUGCCUUCGCAGUAGCUGCUUUUGUUCGUCCCAGCCCCCCACCCCUUUCCGCCAUCUUGUGUGCAUUUCUCUCCAUUAACCAACACCUUUGACCACUUCAGACGCCUGGCCACGCACCGGCCCACCGACCUCUGCUACGACGGAGAGUUUAGCCUUCCGACAGUGUCGGCCUCAACAGAGCGUGGCAACCUCGUCCACUUUGGCCGGAAACUCUUACCAGGCCUCAACCUUUCUGCAAUCCACCGUUAGUCGUCGCGGGCACCUCUUUUUUUUCUUUCCUACUUUUUAAUUACAUACUCUACAGAGCUCCAUAGGUGGGAAUCAGCGGCUUACGCCUGCUGGGUUGAAUUUAGAUACUGUAAUGUAAGACAAAUGGGACCUUAAAACAAAAAGUGCUAAAGCCUGUUCUUUGCCCUCAGAGAAGUUGGUUGUUGGCGGGCAGGGUAGUUCAAAUUAAUGGAGUGAGGUAGAGAAGCCCUCUUGUAUUCAAACGGAGUCCCACUGCAGCCACUUUCGUGCUUUAACUGUGGAACACCUGGGGCUCGAUCCCGGCACGAGUGAGUUCCGUAAGAACGAUCGGUGAGCACCCCAUUACCAUUUUACAUUCCCGGUCGCUUCGCCAGGACAAAGAGCCCGUGGCUUAUUGUUUAGUGGUGCUGGACUUCUAACAAACAGACCACCGGAUUGAACCCCAGGUGUUCCACAUUACGGGGUUGGGUAUGACUGGCUGACGAGGGCUGAUAAGCCAGAAGUGGUCAUUCCAGUCUCCGUUGUCCUUGUCGAUAAUGCUACUCUGCGUAUAUAUACACAUUUCUUGGCAGAGAGUGUCCAGCGAUCGCGUUAUUUGACUCACUCGUCGCGUUGUGCGUUGAGGCUCCAUCUACAGCCCCGCUAGUAGCCGCGCAUCGACUAUUAACAUGUGAAAUAUAAGAUUACCUACAAAAACAGGAGAGACUGGGAUAACCACCAGCUAGUCAUACACAACUCCAAAAGCUUACAACGCCUAGGCUUCAAAUCCAGGUCCUCUUAGUUUGACUUCCAACGCCCUAACCAUUGGACCACGAGCGGGUUGUUCUAUCAGUUGCAGUGGAGCAUAUUAACAGUCGUAGAGAAGCGCCCAACUGCUGCAUUAAACUUCUAAUUAAUAGAAACCGGAUUCGAGUCCCAGGUGUUGCAAAAACCCGAGGUUGGAUAUAGGUGGCUGACAAUGGCCUACGAAUCGGAAACGGCCAGUCCGGUUCCUUGUCCUUUUUUAAUUUUUGUUGUCUCAUGCACCGGCGUAUAAAAUUGCUCCGGUACCCCUUUCAUUUCCAUCAAAUAACUAUCGCUGUCUAAAUGGCAUGUUUUGCCGGAUCAAGUAGACUGGUGAAGGCACUCCGUUUGUAAGCAAUAGGGUGUUUGCUCUUGGAAUGCAGAACAGCGUCCGCAUAAGUUUCUUUGCGGUAAAUUGAUGUGUGAAAUUUUCCAUCAAUCAUCCGCUGUACGUGGACGUCAAGGACCGAAGUAUUUUUUGUUUUAUCGCACGAAAAAAGAAAAACACCAAAGAUUUUUAAAAAGGCCGGGAGCAUUAUCAUUCUUCCGGCAGAUAAAUGAGGUUCAACUGCCAUUUUGGACAAGGGAGACUACAAUGAUGCUCCCUCCGAGAAACCUUGAUAAUCAUUUCUUGAUUAAGUAUUUACUCGUGACGAACAGUGGAUAACAUUUAUCAAUCAGACCAAUGGCUUGAUCAUGUCAAGUAGGCGUGUGACCAUCUCUGUUGUGGUUUGGAUCUCACUCGAUCCCAUUCUGUCCGCCCGCCAGCUUGCUACUGGCAACAGCAAACGCUGUCAUAGGACACACCCACUUGACAUGCUUAUCUACCUUACAUCAUAAGGCCUAUGGCGUACUGAUGAUCGGUAAUGACCGUGAAACAGCUGUCUGCGUCUGGCAUGUUGCACUCUUAGAGAGCUGCCCAUGCAUUAUAAAUGGCUUGAUCGGGAUGAGGCAUCCAAACAUUUCCGAUACCGAAGUUUAAACAACAGAAGAUAACGGCAACCGUAUGGUGGUAUACUUUUAUUGUUUUCCACCACAGCUUUCUCGAGGCUCAUAUAAACAGGGCAGCAGUUUACUGUAAGCAACUCAACGAAGUACAUGUUCACUCGAUAAAAAAUGGACUUUUACUAAUGAAUCGCGUGGCCCAAAUCUGUUUUACGACAAUGAACAGCCAACUAGCCCGAGAAUGACACUGCAGAAACUCAGCGACUUGGGAUACGAGACUUUACCAAGUCCUGCGUAUUCUCUCGAUCUUUCAACCACUGAUUAUUAUUUUUCAAGAACCUGGAUACGUUUAAGCAGCGAAACCUUCAAGAACAACUUUGAGGUGGAAUUUUGUCGGCAAGGCAUGCAUGAUCAUGUUCAUCGACGGCAGAGAUGCACAAGACGCCAGAGGCCAUAGUUUAACUAGUCUUAGCAUUCCUAGCGUUACGUUUUUCCAUAAUAACUUUUUGUUUCUGAAACCUCCCGGCACUUUCCAAACAACUUAAUAACACAAAUUAUGCCAUUUUAAAUUCCGAAGCUUAAUUUCGGUCAUAAAUCUUAAUUAAAAUAGUUGUAUAUUAAACCGCUGGAGAAUAAUUUAAGAGCUCUGUCCUUUCAGACAGCACCAACUUCAAAUAUACUGACUGGCAACCAUGCAAUCUGAAAUUUUCGACGACUUCCUACCGUUCUCCCAGUCUGUCGGUGUUCAUUAGUUGUUAUGAAAAAACUAGGUUUAGUCGCCAAAGCGUUACGCUGGCCAAUUCUCAAGUAAGAGUUCCAAGACCUGGUCUACAGUAACAAUGCUCUUGCACUAGACAUCGGUCUGAUGACUUAAGUCGAGGAAGCAGCAUUACACCUGAUAUGAUGCCUUAAAUUUUUCGUUCGGAAUUUGCCCUGAGCGUACAAAACCAAUUGCCUCUUACUACACAAACUAAUACCAAAAGCAUUUUAGAGAACUGGCUAUUUACUUCCAAAUUUUACAUAUUUCAGAGCUUUCUGGGUUAAAUUGUACAUCCGUACGUAUUACAGAUGGCGCUGCGAUAAAUUCAGGGCUUAAGGUCGAGUUCAAAAGGGCCAUUAGUAUUAGGGUUAUGGUUAAGAGGUUUAACGUUAGGGUAAAGGUUAAAGCUGGGAUACGGGAAUAAGUACCACCGCUAGAUGUCGCUGAAAACCAUCUGUAGUAUGUGGGAGGGGCACUCAUACCCGUACCUAAUUGUUUCAUCCUUCCCACGGCGGCUAGACAGUUCCAUUUGCAAAAGUUUCGCUUAUGCGAUUGUUUACCGAAAUAAUAACAUAGGUAUUUGUUAAAAGCCCAGACACGCGUAUUUAGCCGAUUUUGUGCCGCCGUCUGACGCAGCUGAGAGGGGUUCGGCUCAUCAGUGCCUGCCCUCAUCCCAAUCCGUGUCUGAGCUUUCAGAUGGUACCUGUGUUGUUAGUUGGAAAAUACUUAUACAAUUCUCGACUACUGGCUGCCAGUUGGCGGUUUGUGAAUAUUACGCGAUUAUUCCGCAGUAGCUGAUGGAUUUCAGUUCACAUACUCAUAUCAGAUUUCGGACCGUGCCUGAAAAGGUCUCUUCCGAGGGAUUUACUCCACGUUCGCGCAUUUGUUUCCUUAGAAAUUAAGCGACGCUACAAUAAUAUUAUUUAAAAGUAGGUUAAAAACAGUUUCGCUGGUAUUUAGAAGUCGGAACACCGGAACUGUUUCUUGUUACUCGACCAGUAUUCUUCUAUGCUAAUACAUACACGGGGAAUUCAAACUUGCCCAAAAAUAACCUAUUUUGCUCAUUUUGGCGUAAUUUAAGCCUUCGUCGUAUGUUGCACCCCAAGAAACCGUUUCUUUUCGUUUUGAAAAACGUUUUUGAAGUCCCAGAUUAUUCAAUGCCUGAACGUCCGUUUUACUUAUGUUUGCAGUUUCGGAAGCAUAAGCAGCGCACCUUAAUUUUGGGGAAGAUUAAACUUUCUUGUGUUUUUCGGAGAAUCCUCAUGUGUGACUCGCAAUAUUUUUUCAUAGUUCUACACCGCGUUACAUAAGCCAUAAUCCUCCAGCCUUCCCUGUGUGUUUUCUGGUAUAUGAACUCCAGUUUUAUCUUCCCUGUUUAAUUUCCGAGGAAACUAAAACGCGAACUUGGAGUAAAGCCUUCAGAACAGACCUUUUCAGGCAUGGUCCGGAAUUUGAUAUGAAUAUUUUCGCCGAAAUCCGUCAGCUUAAUAUUCACAAACCGCCAACAAGCAGCCAGUAGUAUAGAGUUGUGUAACUAUUUACCGUACUGACAACGCAGGUACAAGCUAAACCUAAACUAAUGUAUUCACAUCAAAUUUCGGAUCGUGCCUGAAGAGGUCUGCUCCGAAAAAUUCACUCCAAGUUCGCGCAUUAAUUUUCUCUGAAAUUAAACAAGGUAAAAGCACGUAUUUAGUCAAUUUAUUUAAUCGACACCUGUGAUGUCAUGACCAACUCUACCGCUCUUCUUUUACAGGCCAGAUCAUAUGACUAUUCACGUUUUCCCGUGAAACCUGGCGAGACGUCUCUGGAACCCCUCUACUCACGAUCUCAGAGCCAACUUUAUCGAGAUUUUGAACGUGGUUAUCUCAGUCAGACAGUGGCACACACCGGGGGAGAACACGGUGAUCGGAUUCGAGCGGGUCAGGCAGAGCCCUCAGCACCGAAUGUCGUCAAUGCCCUUGGGGGCAAGGUGCUACGUGCCUGUCAUGUGGGUGUGGGAGACGGUAUCGCUGUUGUUACUGCCUCCGCCCCGAAGGUUGUUGUGCGAUCCCCGGCCUCUUCAGCGGCCGGCACGGGAAACUCCGUGCUACGGGCCCACACCGUCCAGUUAGGGGCUCCAGCCGGACCGAGUACUCACAGCUCUUCCGUUCUCGCUGGAGUUCAUGUUCAACGCCAUCGACCUUCCAGCGAGGUGAGAUCAUGGGAUAUGUGAUAGGCCGUCAGAUUUGGACUUUCUGAUGCCUCUUCUGGUGUCUCUCUCUCUCCGUUUUCGGCCACUAUGACGAUAUUUCCGUUGACUGAUAUGUUUGUUUGGCCAUUUUUAUCGCUAGAUAUCCGUUCUAUGCACCAAAUCCUGUAAUAUCGGGCGGGGUUUCCGGCUUGUGGCGUUUUGAUGACAUCCACGGAGAUCUGCAAAUUGCCGAUCAUAUAUAACCAUUUUGCAGUCUUUUUGUCCCUUUGAAUAAAAUAUCUAGAAAGCAGUCAGUAAGGAGUGUAAAAGCCCACAUAAAGACAUUUUGUAUUCACCUUCCCGAUCUAAACACAUCGCCUAGUGUCAACCCUCUCCGCCUAGAAAUGCCUUCUAAGCUUCGAAGGCUCGCCUGCUGUUUUCAAUUCACGGCAUAAAAACGCAGUGAGAUUUUUGGUAGAAUACUCAUUCUCCUCAGGCAGAUAACUGCUGGUCUUCUUCCGUUUUUAAUGUUAACGAAUUGGCAGACUGCGCUGGAAAGAGUCAGAUCGACGUCUUUUACUUGGUGGGAGAUGAUGGAAGGAGGCAGAUUUUCAUAAGUUAGAAAAUUUCGGUGUGACCGAGCAAUUUGUCUCAAGACGUAUUUCAUGUUCGACGGAGCAGUCUGCCAGGAGAUCUAAGACACAACUCUGGGUUAAGCGAUUCCGAGAUCCACAGAAUAGGCGGUCCUGCAACGACUGAAGUCGGUGGCCUUCCGCAACCGUCGAUCGAAAUUUUCAACUCUGUGUGUAGCUGAUAUCUUCAUCGUCCUGGAACGGGACCAGGUGCUGGCAUUCCGAAAACGUCUCAAUGCUGUUUUCCGGGACACUUAAUUAACGACACAAAAGGAAGAAAAAACCCAGCUAGUCUUUCUUUGUGUUUUUGUCUGCCGCAAGGAUUAUGGUGACUUGAAGAACAAUAUGUUCAAGAAAGCGAAGCAGUAUCUUGAUUUUUAACGGUAACCGUCCAAUCAUUCGUAAAGGCAACUGCAUUAGGACACUAUACCAACUUGAGACGCAUAGCAGUGAACCAGAAGACAGUGCUACUGAAUUCUAAUACAUUAUGUGGGUGCUCAGAGCAAAUGACUACCCGCGCAGUCUUGUAAACAAGUGCAGGCGUAUACGAGACGGGGGACCGGAUCGCAUUAGGUUCAAAUUUCAGCGAGCGUUCUCGCAUGUUAGGCACCUCGCACAAGUCGUCGGUCGCCUUCUUAUACCACUUCGAGUCCGAGUUGCACAGAGACCAGGGACAGUUCUCAGGCGCCGAUCAAUUUGGCCAAAAGGGUCACUGCACGGAUAUAGAACGCAUCUAUUCGUUUACGGGAUUUGCUGUGGAAGCAGGCAAAAAAAGUAAAUCGGAGAAACUGGGGGAUUACUCCGAAUGCGAAUGACCGAUGACGCCGCAGCAGUAACGAGGAAUGACGCCAGCUCUUAGGUCGCGGCUUAUUCGACAGGGUUCAUCCACAUCGUCUGAGCCCAGAUGUGAUCGAAUCGUAGUUCUCCGGUCUGCAGUCAAAUAACAGGCACAAUGACUUCCACCUUCAUAAGCAGUGCAUGAAACAUUUCCGGAAUAGAGUAUUGACCAUGCUAGCGCGCGUUUAUGAACGACGUUUCCCCUGAUUGUAUCAGAUAGUUAAGUGGACGAGUAUUUAUCCCGCCACUAAUCAACACCACCGAAAAUCCAAAAAUGACGGACUCGAGUGUAGACGACCAACAAUCGCUACCACCAGCGGUGAAUGUGGAUGCUGAUGAUUGUAAUAAGUACGGUAUGCGUCGGCAUAACAACUGCUUACUGCAAUUUCUGCUCCCCGGAUGCGUCCAAUAACGCACCGUCUCUGUUAAUAAAUCGGAGUUCGAACUCCAACGUCAGGCGAAUAGACGUCCCGCAUCGACUCAUUCUUCUUCAGCUCAAACAGUUGUCCGUUUGCCUGCUUAUAGCCAAUAAAAUUGCAAUUUAUACCGAUCUAACUGGUCUCAUAUAUGUUCUGUACUGUGCACUGAGUCCUGUUGCCGAAGAAGGUAGGCUUUAAAUAUGCGUUUUUUAGGCAGAUGAUUUCCAAUGGGCGAUGGCUCAGUAGGGCUUAGUAUCAGGUAUAAUCUUCCCACAUCGAGAUAUGCUGGGCUUUCCACGUAGCACUUAUUCAUUCACUUGCUCACACUUGCCCAUUGAUUUCUAGGUGACCUAUACAGUCAUUCUUUCUUUCUACUGUUUUCAUUUUGGUUUUUUGAACAAAUUUAAUCUAUUAUAUAUUAGGUAGUUCUUAUGUACGCUGUAAAACGACAGAAAACAGAAAACGGCCAGUCCCAAAAUAUAUAGGUGUCAUUAAUUCCUGUUGUAUGUUCUUUUCGGGCAGAUGAGUCGCAAAAAAAUAGACAGAUUAAAACCUUGUUUAAAAUAUGCCACAAGUAAGCUUUCGCCCGAGAUUGAAUGAAUAUGUAGCUCAUGUUGUCCUAUACUUCUUUCUGAGUUCGAAGUUUUUUCAAUUACCUUCGAAGGUCGAUCCUGCGCCCUGCACUGGAUUUGUGUCCGGCGAGACUAGCAAGUAUCAACAACGAACUGCUGAAUACUCCCCCUCCGUCUAUACGCAAGGCAAAGUUCUGAAUUCCACUCUCCGUCGGAAGAUUUAA